AUGAAGCCUCAUACUUACCAGUUCCUCGUCGGCGUCUUCGCCUCGAUGGGCUCGGUGCUCUUCGGUUACGACCUCGGUGUCAUCGCGGGUGUCGUAGGAAGUACCUCGUACGCCGAACUAUUCCAAUCAAACGCAGCUCAAGAUGGAGCCGUCGUCUCUCUAUUCACAGGUGGUGCUUUCUUCGGCGCCAUGUUCGCGGGGCCGGCGGGUGAUAUGCUCGGCCGGAGACUGACUAUCAUGCUGGGCGCUAUUAUCUUCCUUCUCGGAGGUGCAAUCCAGACUGCUGCGCAGACGAUAAAUUUCCUGUACGGCGGGCGGGCCAUUGCUGGUUUGGGUGUUGGGUUCUUGACUAUGAUUAUUCGUGAGUUUUCGUCUCGGAGAUAUGCCGUCUACCAAAGCGAAAUAGCACACCCCUCCAUCCGCGGCCGCGUCACGGGCCUACAACAAUUCAUGCUGGGCAUCGGUGCCUUCCUCGCCGGCUGGAUCUCCUGGGGCUGCUUCAUCAACCUGAGCAACGACGCGCAAUGGCGUAUCCCGCUCGGUAUCCAGAACCUGCCCGCUUUAGUCCUAGCCGCGCUCAUCCUACUGUUCCCCGAGAGUCCACGCUGGCUCGUCGACCACGACCGCGCCGAGGAGGGCCUGCGCACCCUGGCCAAGCUCCACUCCAACGGCGAUGUAAACGACCCCUGGGUCCGGGCGGAGUUCGCUCAGAUCCAGGAGACGAUUAGCUUUGAGCAUGAGCACGAGGCGAAGAGUUAUAUGGAACUUUUCACGAAUCCCUCCGCGUUCCGCCGCCUCUUCCUCGCCUGCGCUAUCCAAGGCGCGACGCAGAUGACGGGCGUAUCCGCGAUCCAGUAUUUCUCCGUCACAAUCUUCGCACAGAUCGGCAUAUCUGCCGACGACGCGCUCAAGUAUCAGGCCAUCAACAGCAUCCUUGCACUAAUCGCGCAAGCCUUUUGUAUGCUACUCAUUGACAAGUUCGGCCGUCGACCGACUAUAAUCGCCGGUAACCUCGUCAACUGCCUUAUGUUCAUCAUCGUCACCAUAUUGCUAUCCCAGUUCCCGCCAGAUACAAAUUCUGGGAGUACUGCCGGUUGGGGGUUCAUUAUUGUCACCUGGCUCUUCAACAUAUCCUUCUCCUUCGCCUGCGGUCCACUCUCCUGGAUCAUUCCCGCCGAGAUCUUCGACACGCACACGCGCUCCAAGGGCGUAUCUCUCGCCACUAUGAUAAGUUUUGCUUUUAACACUCUCAUCGGACAAAUAACCAAGGUAGCCAUCGAUUCUGUCGGCUGGCGGUAUUUUAUCCUGUUCGCGGUGUGCAACGCGACCAAUGCACUUUUCUUCUGGCUCGUGCUCCCUGAGACCAAGCGCGUACCUCUCGAACAGAUGAGCACCGUGGUCUUUGCCCCCGACGCCCCUUGGAUCGUGCUUGGAAAGCGAUCUAAGGCAUUCCGGGCCGCCGCCGAGGCCGCCGCCGUCGAUGUGAAGGAGGUCGAGUUGAAGAAGGGUGAGAUUUAA
Messenger RNA from Daldinia vernicosa, 1518 nucleotides. Its product is annotated as general substrate transporter. Gene Ontology annotation, biological process: transmembrane transport; carbohydrate transport. Lineage: Eukaryota; Fungi; Ascomycota; Sordariomycetes; Xylariales; Hypoxylaceae. The transcript is spliced from 7 exons. The coding region runs from base 1 to 1518 and encodes 505 amino acids. Gene Ontology annotation, cellular component: membrane. The record is from RefSeq and is a predicted model, not a curated record. Gene Ontology annotation, molecular function: carbohydrate:proton symporter activity.